Messenger RNA from Haliotis rubra (blacklip abalone), 2836 nucleotides. RefSeq names its product cAMP-dependent protein kinase inhibitor gamma-like. Gene Ontology annotation, biological process: negative regulation of cAMP-dependent protein kinase activity. Gene Ontology annotation, cellular component: cytoplasm; nucleus. The record is from RefSeq and is a predicted model, not a curated record. The transcript has 4 exons. Gene Ontology annotation, molecular function: cAMP-dependent protein kinase inhibitor activity. Lineage: Eukaryota; Metazoa; Mollusca; Gastropoda; Lepetellida; Haliotidae. The coding region runs from base 272 to 544 and encodes 90 amino acids.
GCAACUUCCGGCAAGUGUGAGUCUGCGAGAGAUGCGAAAAGCGUCUGCUUUUAUGACAGGUGAAGGCUGAUAAGUGUUCAUUUCAUAUCACUGAUUCUGGAUAAUUGGAGCUACUUAAUCUAGGUAUGCUUCAGAAAUAUAUCCUUAUAACAAUAGGUAGCAGCACUGUCACUUGAGAGGAGCCACUUUCACUUGUAUAUUUCACCGAAGAUAAUCACUGAAAGCUUUGGCACCGAGUAGCUAGUUGAAAGAUCAACCGGUGCGUGAUCAGAUGGAAAAGAGUGAGGGACAACAGGACGAGGUAAUGACAGAAGUAGAGUGUACUUCCGCCCUAGAGGACUUCGCUUCCACCGGCAGGACAGGCCGAAGGAACGCCGUCCCUGACAUACAGAAUGACCCCAACACUGCAGUCGGGGCUACAGAUGUCACAUUUGAGAUGGACAAAUUAAAAUGUGAAGAUGGAAGUCAGCCUCAAGCCAGUACAUCGGGGGCCAGUCCACAGGCAUCAGCAAGUAGCAGCACAGAGGGCGCCACUGCAUCUUAGCAGUUGGAGCAACGCAACAUGUACAUACAUUGUCAUUUUCCAUGUCCAACCGGUCACACUGACACAAACAGAUGGAAGGACAGCGUGUAUUGUAUCGCUGGACACAUAGGAUGAUGCUCUUCAGUGCUAAGAAAUAUACAUGGAACAGACUCCAUUUACUUCUUGUAAAUAGCUGGUAUGGACUUCUUUGUACAUAUGUGGUUGGUGCAGAAAUUUGUGUCAACUUUGACUGACAGUUGUCUCAACUAAUAGGAUUGCUGCUUCAAGUUUGAAUUCGUCCAUGUUUCCCAUUGCUAUCCAGAUAUAUAUAUGGAAGUCAGAAAUCUCAUUUUCAGUUCAAUUCAUUGGAUUGUGCUCAAAGACCGAGGAAGAGGGUAGUGUAUUUUUUUAAUCAAGCUAACCGAGCAAGCAUGGGAGAGUUUAAUUUCUGCCAUUUGAGGAAUAAAUAGUUUGCUUUUUUCUUCUGUUUGCGAAUAUCUACUGAAAGGAUAUGUCAAAAUAUGUGUUUUCGAAGGCUUUAAAGUUCCAUUUUGUUGUAAGUUCAACAAGGCAAAUAGCAAGAGGUUGGCAUGUGACUGUAUAUAUCAUAACUACGCCUUUGAUUUGUAUAUGAUCUAGCAGUGUGCACUUGUGAUGAUUACAGCAGUUAGGAGUGUAUGCCUGAGAGUAGUAUCAUCUAUGAGUGUGCACCUGUAAGUGAUAUAUCAUCUAUGAGUGUGCACCUGUAAGUGAUAUAUCAUCUAUGAGUGUGCACCUGUAAGUGAUAUAUCAUCUAUGAGUGUGCACCUGUAAGUGAUAUAUCAUCUAUGAGUGUGCACCUGUAAGUGAUAUAUCAUCUAUGAGUGUGCACCUGUAAGUUAUAUAUCAUCUAUAAGUGUGCACCUGCACUUGUGUUUAUUUUGAAAUGAGGCUAGCUAUAAUUAGCCUCAGUAGCAUGACACUAUCAAAUACUAUUAGUCUAACAGACCCAAGCAAUCUAUCACAUUCAUUCCCCAACUGAAAAGUCUUGCAAAUGUUAAGUGCUAUAUUCCAUAACACAGCAAUUCCUUGAAAAACAUUCUAUCAAAAAAUAAAAAUAAUUAGUUUUGUCAGCUACUAAGUUUAGUACAUGAAAUAUAUUGUCAAACAAAGCAUUGUCAUCAUAAAAGAGGCAUAAAUAGACUUAUAUUCCCUGAGUUUGGGGUUGGUUACAUUUGUAAAAGCGUGCCCUCUAUUAUGAUAUGUUGUUGAUAUCUCCCCUCCAGUGUAACUUGUCACUGUUGUCAGUUACAUCCUGCACAGCCAUCAGCAGCAGUGAUCACAAUCAUAUCAUUAUUGAUUCUAAAGGACACAUGGACAGUAUUCAGGCUGAUGGUUUAAUGUCAGUGAUUUUACAGGUGAGUACAUAUUGACAUUGUAACCAGGUAAAUAACGGAGGAACAUAAUGUACUUGAAAUCAUUUGAAAUAUGUAGUGUAGGUAAGAGAAGUAUUGAUGUGCAGGUAGAAUAGCUCUGACUUGCUGUGAUACAGACAGGUGCUCAUCUAAUGGCUUGCUGUAGUGAUAUAUGUCAAAGUGGUGAUAGGUGUGGAGCAGUAUGUAUAUUCCUCAUGUUAACAUCACCAGAACAGGAAGUGUUUCAGCAAGACAGUUGAAUUGAUCAUGUCAUCUGUACUAUGGAAAGAAUCUAUACUCAGUUGACUGAAACUGUAAUAUUGCUGAGAUAAGCAUGGUGUACUAAUAUCUGUGUGUAGAUGUGUUAGCUCACCUGGUCAAAUUAUGGCUGGGCUGUUGUCACUUGUUAAUGUUUCAUAUUUUUAAUAUCUCCAAAACAACAGGACAAUGAAAUGAAACUUGGUGUGGGUGAUCCCACUAAUUGUGUCUAUCAUGUUGGCUUAACUUGGGAAGUGUUGCAUGUUCAUUCUUACCCCUGGUAAUAUUGAAUAUAUAUGUAUGCUGAUAAUGGAGGGACUAUUCAGUGUUAGCAGAUGAUAAGCCUUCAGGGAGAAGCUUCACUGUUAUGUUGUUCACUAUGAACUGUCACAGGAUCUGAUAGCCCAGAUAUGAUCUGUUGAUGCCACUUAUACUCAGAUUCAUGAAAAUGAAUGGUCAUCAUUGUUCAGAAACAAAAACCAAGUCCACCACAGACACAAAUUAGCAAGUCUUCCCCUGGACUCGGACGCCUACAGGAUGCCACUUGAUCACAAAUAUCUACCAGCUUGAACAGUGAUAACAUAUUAAGCAAACCUUUAAUUAGUCUGAUGUUCUCCUUGUACUCAGGAUACAUGUAACAUUAAACAAACUCAGGUUUUCA